Messenger RNA from Trypanosoma theileri, 1248 nucleotides. Its product is annotated as putative GTPase activating protein. Bases 1 to 1248 code for a protein of 415 amino acids. Lineage: Eukaryota; Euglenozoa; Kinetoplastea; Trypanosomatida; Trypanosomatidae. The record is from RefSeq and is a predicted model, not a curated record. The transcript has a single exon.
AUGGCGGAUGAUACCACUCAGGAGACGACGAUAUCGACAGACCCCACGCCUCUGCGAGAAGAGACAGGGGCUCCAACCACAGUAGUGGGAACUAUACCCCCACUUGCCCCUCCAAUAGCAACAGCAGCAGGAGGAGGAGGAGGAGGAGGAGGAGGAGGAGUUCUCACUACGGUUGGAACCAUUGGCCCUCUUUAUAUGAAUAUGAAUUCCAAUCAUGUUCCCAAUUCUAGUUUAGCGGAGGAAAAAGAUGACAUUAGUCACAGUGUGCGUGUGUUUGAGGAGUUGCUGGAUGCGGAGGUGUUGUUAAACCCCGCCAAAUUGCGAGAGGCCUCCCGCGCCGGCAUCCCUGUCCGUUACCGCAGUACUGUUUACCGCUAUCUCCUCGGUGUGGCCUUUGUCGACAAAUCACGGGAGAUGACGUUAGAGCGCAUGCAGGAAAAGGACUUUGAGCGGAUGGAGGCGACAUUUGGGCGGAUAGCCGCUGGGGGCGAAGGCGGCGGACUCGCGCCACUCACCGACACCGCCGUUCCGCUGCUCGGCCGGCAUGAAAGUCCCUUCGCGAGUGGCGGUCGAUGUACAGAUAAACACGCCGUCACCGGCAACGACGCCUGGGCUGCGGCUUAUGCUCGUAUGAAGAUAUUACCAACACUCGCCACUGAUCAAGAACGGAGAAAUCGAUUUCGUGCGGCCGUACACGCAUUGCAGGUGGCGAACUCAGAUGCCACUCCAGACGCAGUAGAACAUAUAUUUGCCCUCGCACGUGUCUUUGAAACUGUACACAAAACUGCAAGGGAUAUUUAUUUUUCAACUCAAACACUCUAUCAUCUCCUUACACAUCAUGGAAAUGUACUACAAAGUCCAGUAUGUUUACAGCGGGAGUGUGGUACUUUUCUUAUGCUUUUUCGUGCAACAAACUUUGAACUCUAUCGUCAUUUUAUGAGUGAAGGAGUAACAGUGGUGGAAUGGCUCCCAGAUAUGCUCUCUACAUUACUUGCAGGUCGUCUUCAUGAUGAUGAUGUCUUACGACUAUGGGAUGCCUAUUUGGCAGAUGCACUCGAGCAACUUUGUAUUCCAUUACAUCCUUAUGUUUGUCUGGCAAUUCUAGCAGAUAUGACAGAAGUAUUACUUGAGUGUGAGAAGUCUGGUAUUGUUGAACGACUUCGGCGACUUCCACGUAUUAAAGCAGGUAGUAUUAUUCAGAAGGCUAUCUCACUAAGAGAAUCUGUCUUCUCUAAAGGACUCCUGUAA